Callorhinus ursinus (northern fur seal) is the source of this 1662-nucleotide messenger RNA. The record is from RefSeq and is a predicted model, not a curated record. NCBI's taxonomy places the organism in Eukaryota, Metazoa, Chordata, Mammalia, Carnivora, Otariidae.
AGGUCGACUGCACCCCUCCCUCCCUUCACAGCCGGUGGUUCACAGGUGACUGCAGACCAAGGAGGAUGAGCAGAGGUCCCCGGAGCACUGUUUCCUCCUGGCUGACAGAUGGAAGGAAGCAGGUCCUGCAAGGCUCCCCCCGGGACGGCUGAUCCGGAGAGCGACGCUGGGCAAGUUAGGAGCACACCUGCUUCCCCCUCCAAAGAGGUUCACGAGGGUGUUAAGGGGGUCAUCUUGUCUUCCUCGUCGAUUUUAGACUUGAGUCAAAGUGGUCUUCACCAUUUAAGAGAGAUCUUUAAAAUUCCCAACCUUAAACGAUUGCAUCUUCAAAGAAAUGCCCUCUGUGAGAUUCCUAAAGAUUUCUUCCAGUUACUGCCAAACCUCACUUGGCUGGACCUCCACUAUAACAGAAUUAGAGUUCUUCCUUCUGGGAUUGGGUCUCACAAGCAUUUGAAAACUUUGCUUUUAGAAAGAAAUCCUAUCAAAAUGUUACCUGUGGAGCUGGGGAAUGUGACCUCACUGAAAGCGCUGACGAGACACUGCCCUCUGGAGCUCCCUGCUCCGCUCGUGGUGCAGAAGGGACUGGGCUCUCUCCUGGCCUUCCUGCAGAUCUAAGCUGCCCAGCACUCUGCCCCCCAAGAUUUAAAACUGCCUGAUGAAGAUGCCAUUAACUCCCAGGAUCAAAAGGGGUUGUUAAAAGAAAAGGCAAUCUUUUUCCAGCCUGUUGAGAAGCUAGACCUGAGUGAACUGAGAAAGUCCACGGAUUCCUCAGAAGACUGGCCGGCUGAGGAAGAAAUCAAGUGCUUCUGGAAGCUGAGGCAGGAGAUCAUUGAGCAUGAACACGCAGAAGUGCUUGAAAACUAGCUCUUAGCGAUGGAAUUGCCUCCAAAUCUCAGGGCAGCGUUAAACAUGAAGGAGAAAGAACAUUCCAGCCCAAGACAUGUGCUCAGAAGGAAGAUGCCCUCCAUCAGGAGCAUCCUGCCUGCCCUGGUACCAUCGCAGCUCGUGGGGCUCCCCGCCGGGAGGACCCAGGAGAGCAGGGCUGUGGCCAUCUGGGAGCACUGGGAGAAGCAGGUGGUGCUGGAGCAGCAGAGAGGAGAUGAACGAGCGCUGCGGGAGUGGAGGGAGCGAACCCGGACCAGGAGGAUGGCGGAGGAGGCGCCAAGCAAGCCCCUGCCUCCGCGGUGGAGUCUGGUGGACUCAAAGAUUCCCUUUGCCACGGAUUUGAUAGAUAAUGAGAAAAUGCCAGUGAAUCCGUCUGGAAAAAUGAGGCCAAGCAAAGAGAAGUCGUCAGAAGCAAGUAAAGACAAGAGAUUGGUACCUGGGAUCCAAGGGCAUCUAGAAGAACACCUAAAACAGCACAUUCAGAAAGUACAGAAACGCAGAAAAGGGUUUCAGGGGAUGGAGCCACUCGAGGAAAGUGGGCAGGCUGUGCAGGAUUUGGAGAUUAAGCAACCCACAGUGUGGCAGUGUGGCCAGGACGUGGCCCCAGGCCUUAUGGGCAGAGAAUGUUCCCUCAUGUGUUUCAACAUCUGCAUCUGGGUUCCGGCAGCUGAGGUGAUGGUGGUGACGGAGGGGACCGUGGUGAUGGUGUUGGUGACAACUAAGUCUUCCAGAGGCCUUACUGGAGGCCAGUGCUAUGCUCAGUACUCCAAGUAUUAG